CUACGAUUAAACGUAAGAAGAAGAGAGGUUUGUCAAACUUUGUUAACAUAACCUAUCAAAUUUGCUAUGUUUAAAAUGUUCAAAAUGUGGCGUAAUACGUCAAAAAUUUGCUGUAAUCUCAUAACAAAUUCAUUAAAAAAUAACUUAAGUCAAAAACAUAACAUAACCAAUAGCUUGAAGAAUAGUACAAAUGGGGCCCAGAUUUUACAAAUACGUUCACUAUUGACAACAAAUCGGAGUUAUAUGUUUAUUCAGACUCAGGAGACUCCAAAUCCAAAUAGUUUAAAGUUUUUACCGGGUCAGCAAGUUUUAGAGCCAGGUCAAACUAUUGACUUCCCAAAUGCUUCAUCUGCACAAUGCUCCCCAUUAGCCAGGCUAUUAUUUCGAAUACAGGGUGUAAAAAGCGUUUUUCUUGGGCCUGAUUUUAUCACAAUUUCAAAAAUUGAUGAUGACGUAGAGUGGAAGUUAAUAAAACCAGAAGUUUUUGCAACUAUCAUGGAUUUUUUUGUCAGUGGUUUGCCUGUGUUGAGUAAUGCUACACCAAAUCCCGACACACAAAUUCAAGAGGAUGACAGUGAAAUUGUGCAAAUGAUUAAGGAACUGUUGGACACUAGAAUAAGGCCAACAGUUCAAGAAGAUGGGGGUGAUAUUAUUUUUAGAGGGUUUGAAGGUGGGAUAGUUAAACUGAAGAUGCAAGGUUCCUGUUCGAGUUGUCCCAGUUCAAUUGUCACUCUCAAAAAUGGUGUACAAAACAUGUUGCAGUUUUAUAUUCCUGAAGUUGUGGCAGUAGAGCAAGUUAAUGAUCCAGAAGAUGAAGUUGCCAUCAAAGAAUUUGCAAAACUUGAAAAUACAUUGAAAACAAAGGAAUAAUAAAAAUAUACAAGUUAAUAUAAACCAAGAAGUUGAUUGUGAUAAUUUAUUUGAAAUGUAUAACUAAGAUUAUUUUGUGUUUUCAGUAACUAAUAAAUUAAAUAAAAUAUA
Agrilus planipennis (emerald ash borer) is the source of this 981-nucleotide messenger RNA. RefSeq names its product NFU1 iron-sulfur cluster scaffold homolog, mitochondrial. Bases 67 to 870 code for a protein of 267 amino acids. The transcript is spliced from 3 exons. Gene Ontology annotation, molecular function: iron ion binding; iron-sulfur cluster binding. NCBI's taxonomy places the organism in Eukaryota, Metazoa, Arthropoda, Insecta, Coleoptera, Buprestidae. Gene Ontology annotation, cellular component: mitochondrion. Gene Ontology annotation, biological process: iron-sulfur cluster assembly. The record is from RefSeq and is a predicted model, not a curated record.